Messenger RNA from Cuscuta campestris, 2997 nucleotides. NCBI's taxonomy places the organism in Eukaryota, Viridiplantae, Streptophyta, Magnoliopsida, Solanales, Convolvulaceae. The record is from the annotation of a GenBank genome assembly.
GGGACAAAUGGGUUACACCCCUCAUUUUCUUUUUCUUCAAUAGAAACUGAAUGCGGUCCAAAGUGUAAUCCGUACACUAAGAUGAGUAUGCAGGAAGCUUGAUCGGAAUGUGCGGUCCAAAGUAAUACGGUAUAUUUUCCAAGCGGAGCUUCUCUGGAGAGCAGUUUCGCAAUUAAUCCGAAGUCAAAAUGAAAAAGGCAUUUGAUCAAACUAUGAGGGACUUAAAGCGAGGGGUUAACAAGAAAGUUCUUAAAGUCUCUUCAAUAGAGCAGAAGGUGCUUGAUUCCACUAGCAAUGAGCCAUGGGGUCCCCAUGGAUCACUUCUUGCAGAUAUUGCACUUGCCACUCGGAACUUCAACGAAUAUAAAAUAAUUAUGGCUGUCAUAUGGAAGAGGAUCAAUGACACUGGGAAAAACUGGCGGCAUGUUUACAAGGCUUUAACUGUUUUAGAAUACUUGGUAGCUCAUGGGUCAGAACGUGUCAUAGAUGAAAUCAGGGAACAUGCGUAUCAGAUAAAUACGCUAUCCGAUUUUCAAUAUAUUGAUUCCAGUGGCAAAGAUCAGGGAAGUAAUGUUAGAAAGAAGUCUCAAUGUCUUGUAGUUUUAGUGAAUGACAAAGAAAGAAUGCAAGAAGUUCGUCUAAAGGCAUCUGCAAACAGAGACAAAUUCCGCAGUGUGUCAAUGGGUAGUGUGCAUCGUCCGAGUUCUUAUUCAAGUACAAGAGGAUAUGGCGAAGGUCGGUAUAGUGGUCAUUAUGGAAGCAGAGAUGAUAAUCGAAUUGGAUAUGGGAAGGAAAGGGGAUGGAGCCAUAGAGAUGAGGAUAUAUAUGGAGACUCAUAUGGACGUCAUGGAGAAAGGUAUGAUAGAGAAUAUGAGGAGCGCAACAGCCAUUAUGCAUACACUGAUAGUGAUUAUCGUGGAAGUGGAACAAGUAAAAGCAUUGAUGAAUAUGGUUCAAGAAGUAAAAGCUUUGAGAGAGAGAGAGAAAUUGCUUGUGAUGGUAGUGAUCAUCAAUCAUCCAGGGGAAGUGGUGCUGAGGACCUCCCACAUAAUGAAAGGCAACAGCUUGAGCGGAAAUUUUCUGAACAAAACCUUGCUCCUCUGAGCCUCGAGGAGGCAGCUGGUGCUCCCACCCAGACUGCAGGGGAUGUGGGAACUUCACCAGUUACCGCCGAAUCAUCAUCAUAUCAAACAUAUGAAAGCCCAAGUCAAGAUACGGGUGCACCAGAAAAAAAUGAAGCUGUUGAAUUGAGUGAAUUUGAUCCCCAUGUUUCCUUGUCAGCUGCCCAUUGUGCUUCUAGUACUACUGCUGGCCCUGAAGUGGAUUUACUCGGCGCCCUAUUUGAACCACUCUCAUCCAAUUCACUAGCCCUCGUACCCGCUGGAUCACUUACUGGAACAUCGCAGGAUAUUAAGAAUCCCUUUGGUGAUGAACCCUUCAAAGCUAUCCCAUCUUCCAAUGGCGUACCUUCUCAACCUCCUGAUGUUACUCAACCAACAUCUCAUAUCUCUGACCAGGAUAUUGACAUAUUGGCUGAUAUUCUCCCCCCAUCUAGGCUUUCACAAAGUGAGCAACCCCUCCCAACUUGCCAAUUUGCACCUCAUAUAGGCUUUCCGCCACAAGCUACCCAGCAAGCCCUUCAUAUACGGUUUGUAUCUCAAAAUGGCUUGAUUGCUCAGCACGGAGCUGGCUCUCCAUCUCAAUCUGGUCAGGCUACUUUCAUGACAAGUUUUGCUGCUCAGCCUGGGCAACAGUUGUUACAAACAACUCUUCAAACAUCUCAUGUUGAUUCACAAAUGUGGUUUCCUGCUCAAACCAACCACCAACCUCAAUCUUUGGCACUUGUUCCAUCUCAAGCUGCUCCUUAUACAGGUUUUGUUGGGAGUUAUAAUAAUGCACCUCUAUGUCAAUUCUCCCGCUCAAUGUGUAUACAAGCUGGAGAAACUACACAUGAUAAUAAUUCUAUGAAUUUUUCUUCACAUCAUGGUGCACUUGCACAAGCACCAUCACAGAUGGCAGCCCUUCAAUCGCCGAGAACUCAAACAGAAACCAUCCCUCCUUAUUCCACUCAGCCAGCCAAGGAAAAGUUUGAGACAAAAUCUACAAUUUGGACCGACACACUGAAUCGCGGACUGGUCAAUCUAAACAUUUCUGGGCCUAAAACAAAUCCAUUAGCCGAUAUUGGGGUUGAUUUUGAUGCUAUGAAUCGCAAAGAAAAGAGAAUGGCGAGCCCAAGUAAUUCUACGGCACCAAGCAUUACAAUGGGGAAAGCCAUGGGCUGUGGCUCUGGAAUUGGGCGCGCCGGUGCAGGUGCUCUUAGGCCUCUACAAACUCAGAUGGUUAGUGCUCAUCCGGCAGCAGCAGGAAUCCCCAUGGGAGGCUACAGAGGUCCAAUAAACCAAACAAUGGGUAUAGGGAUGAUGAGACCAUUGCUGCCACAACAGCAGAUUCAACAGCCUAAUUCUGGCUUUCCUCCUGGAACUAAUGUAACUGCAGGUCAGUAUCCUCUCCCUGGAACUACCUAUUUUGGCCACCAACCAUUUGGUGGUGGAUAUCACCGUUGAGGUCUGAUCUGACAUGUUGACCAAUUUUAAAAAAAAUUAUGUUUUUUAUACAACACAUGCCCUCAUCCCAGAUUGUUGCUUGUUUGGGUUAUACUCCCUUUUUCUCCUAAUUCUACCACACACAAAAAAAAAGUGUCUUUUGAUAGUUAGCAACAUGCUCGAAAGUUGUACAAAAUUACAAGCAUGUCCUCACUCCAGUAGCCAUUUUAGUUUCGCUUCCAGAACCUGGAGAAUGAUCGCAGCUGGCAAGUGCAUUGGGAAUUGUUACACAUUCUUUCAUUCUGUCAUACCUUGUAUUAUAUAGUCAAUGUUAAUAGUGCAAGAUUUCUCUAUGCAAUUAAUGUAUUAGUAGAAUUUUGUUAUGUUAAAUGCAACAUCUGAUAGUCGUUUCAAGUUUUGCGAAUUUUGAGUCAAAUUGCUAGCAUAUUCAGAU